AUGGGGAAGAAACCACCGGGGUCGAAGAAGGAGGAAAAGCAGACGAGGUCACAGUGGGAAGGCAAACACCCAGAGCCCAAGAGUCGGGUGGACGAGAGAAAGGUCCUGGCGACUGUGAAGCUUGCGGCGCCGGUUUGCAACCUCUUGGAAUUCAAGCUCGACUGCAGCCCUUCCACAAAGAUAUCUUUCAUCGUUGAUCGGAUCAUUGAUCGUCAUGGUGGAUCCAUCAGCGAUCUCUCUGUGUGUGUGAACCGCUUCCAUCCUGACGAGAUUGUUGGCAGAGAUAAGACUCUGGAGCAAUGUGGUGUCUUCGGCGGCGAGUGUCUCAUAUACUACGAUUUCGUGCCCAGAGCGGGUGCUUUACUCGCGUGA
Durusdinium trenchii is the source of this 372-nucleotide messenger RNA. The record is from the annotation of a GenBank genome assembly. Lineage: Eukaryota; Dinophyceae; Suessiales; Symbiodiniaceae.